Molecule: messenger RNA, 1179 nt
Organism: Drosophila bipectinata
Lineage: Eukaryota; Metazoa; Arthropoda; Insecta; Diptera; Drosophilidae
Product: putative gustatory receptor 22a
Biological process (GO): sensory perception of taste; chemosensory behavior; male courtship behavior
Cellular component (GO): axon; neuronal cell body; dendrite
Molecular function (GO): sweet taste receptor activity
Source: RefSeq, a predicted model, not a curated record
AUGGUACCAGUGAGUCGAAGGACUCGCAUUCGCAGAAGUUUGGCUCACUUCACGCUGAGAGCCACCCUCUACGGGUCCUGGGUCCUUGGUCUAUUUCCGUUCACCUUCGACUCUGAAAAGAAACAACUGCAACGCUCCAGAUGGCUGCUGGCUUAUGGUGUGAUUCUGAACACAAUUCUGUUGAUUUUGUCCGUUCUGCCGGCCACGGAUGACCAUAACUGGAUCAAAGAAGAGGUUUUCAAGAGGAAUCCUCUGGUCAAACAGGUUGAAUUUUUGGUGGAGAUCAUCAGUUUGGCGUCAACAGUGGUCAUACACCUGCGGACAUUUUGGCGGAGCAAGGAUUUAGUCGAAAUCCUCAACGAACUACUUCGACUGGAGAGAUGCCACUUCAGGCGGCUAACCCUCGAAGAUUGUGUUGCAUUUGAUAGGAAUGUGUUAAACAAAGGACUCAUAAUCAUCCUGGAGUUAGGGUCUUCCUUGGCCAUCUACUUUGGAAUACCGGAAAGCAAAGUCGUAGUGAGAGAAGCUUUUUGCAUUUACUUGGUCCAGCUGGAGGUCCUUCUGGUGGUGAUGCACUUUCACGUGGCGGUCAUUUACAUUUAUCGAUUCGUGUGGAUAAUAAACCGGCAACUACUGAGUCUGGCCAACCAACUUCGUGGCUCUAAGAGAGUCGAUCCCGAUGAAGUCCUUCUGCUCCUCCAACUCUACAGUCGCCUUGUGGAGCUUAACGAUCGCAUUGCCUCGAUCUACGAUGUUCAAAUGAUCCUCUUUAUGACCACAAUGGUCUCGGCCAAUAUCACCAUAGCCUACGUGAUGGUUAUCAUGUUUAUAAAUGCCAGGAGGUUUUCUCUUUUGGUGCUAAUAAUCUUUUUUCCUCAAGCCUUGAUAAUCAACUGUUGGGAUCUUUGGCAGGGAAUCACCACCUGCGAUUUGGCCGAAAGCACUGGAAGAAAAACGUCGACUAUCCUGAAGUUGUUCAAUGAUAUUAGAGGUAUGGACAAGGAAUUGGAGCAAAGAAUUUCUGAGUUCACCUUGUUCUGCAGUCAUCGAAGGCUGAGAUAUCGUCACUGUGGACUGUUUUCCAUUAACUACAAAAUUGGUUUCCAAAUUGUUGUUACCAAUAUUUUGUAUGUGCUUUUCUUGGUUCAGUUUGAUUACAUGAAUCUAAAAUAUAAAUAA